This is a messenger RNA of Alternaria alternata, 1085 nucleotides long. RefSeq lists its product as hypothetical. NCBI's taxonomy places the organism in Eukaryota, Fungi, Ascomycota, Dothideomycetes, Pleosporales, Pleosporaceae. The record is from RefSeq and is a predicted model, not a curated record. Bases 499 to 951 code for a protein of 150 amino acids. The transcript has a single exon.
GCGCUAGCGAUGAGGUAAUGAGCUUUGGAUAUACUGAAAGCUGUUGGAGCAACCUCACCUAAUCGGAGGUGAUUAGGGUGAUCUUUCUGAAUAGGUGCAAAGGCUAGUUUGAGAUACAAGUAGAUUGAAUCGCUACUGAGACUAAAAAGGUAUUCUCCAACCUUUCGUGAAUGAAGUAGUAUAUGGAGGGGAUUUCCGAGCUUGACCCUCGGGUGAUCACUAAACACCAAACUCUGGGUAAGUAAGCAGGAUACUAAACAUCAAACCCUACGCGCGUAAGCUGUAUCAUCUUUUACUUUUCUGGUGAACAACAAACAUUGAACCCCGCUACAUAGGUAGCUUGAACCGAGGUAUAGGGAGCAGGAGCAGCAGCAUAAAAAGCGAGGGUGGUUGACUGGAUUGAGACAAAUCCUUAACUAGUCCAAGGUCUUCAAACGGAACCAUUGCUUCUCUUACUGAACAUCUUUUUCGGGACAUUCUCUGCAAGAUACAUCAAAGAUGCCCAUCUGGCUCGUUCUUCAUGGCUCAGCAACUUUCACUGACGAAGCCUCCCGCGAGGCGUUUGCCAAGGACGUUACCUCCAAAAUAUACAAGAUGAUUCCGCCCUUUUACACUGACGUAUCAUUUGUCCCAACGCCAUCCCAGUAUGUCGGUGGCGUGAAGAAUGAUAAGAUGGUGCGAUUCGUCAUCUUCGAGCUAGCAGGAACGCACAAUGCCGCUGAGGAGCGCGAGGCGUGGAUUCAUCACAUCGACUCUGUGAUAAAGCCUCAUAUUGCAGAUAAAGGCUAUGAUUGGGAAUUUCAUAUCGAAGAACCACGGAGAGAUUUGUGGAAGAUCCAAGGAUUGAUACCACCGCCAUUGGUGAGCGAGGCGCACAAGAAGUGGAGAAGAGAGAACAAGCCGACUCCAUAUACUAAGCAGGAUGGACGGAUCGAGAAAGCGUUGCUGUAAGAACGGACAAGGUGGCCUUUUGCCCGAUUCGAGUUGAUGGCUUUGAUUUUGUUAUGACCGAGGAAACUUUGGUGGUGGAGAUAAGGUGCGAUAAGAACAGGUAGUAUGGUUACGAGGGUAGAAACAUAAGAGUG